Rhipicephalus sanguineus (brown dog tick) is the source of this 7653-nucleotide messenger RNA. RefSeq lists its product as uncharacterized. The transcript has 2 exons. NCBI's taxonomy places the organism in Eukaryota, Metazoa, Arthropoda, Arachnida, Ixodida, Ixodidae. The coding region runs from base 207 to 812 and encodes 201 amino acids. The record is from RefSeq and is a predicted model, not a curated record.
CAGUGUCACUGCCUGAGGAUUGUAUAAAAUUCUGCAGCGAAUGCAUCAAUCAUCUCUUGUUUUGAAAGCAGCGACUGCCCGCUUUUCAAAGCGCCUUUUUAUACAGGUGCGCUGGCGAAGCGCGUAAAAUACGAGAUACAGUCGUCUGACAAGUGUCCAUACUGCGUCGUUGGGCCUUACCGUCAGCAGCUGUAGCGUACCGCAACAUGCUGUCGUGGAUGAUCAGCCGCAAGCGGGAGCUCGACCUGCAGGAGCAGGCCAUGCGCCGCGAGCAGGAGGCCAACGCCCUCGAGUACGAAAUGAAGAGGCGGGCACUGCAGCGGGACCUGCAGGACCGGAGGAGGUUGGCCGCUGCUCGAGGCACCGUGCUCUGCAUCGUGGGCUGUGGACUGGCGCUCGGGGCGCUAGGCGUCGCGCUGACCACUGUCGGCGUGCUGCUGCGAGGGGGACCCUGGAAGGCUCCGUGCAUCGUGGCCGGGCCCACGUGCAUCAUCAUGGGGUUCCUCGUGCUCCUGCUCUCGGUCGAGACCAUCAUCAAGUGCCGGCGCGCCCAGCGGUUCCAGCAGUCGGACUCCAAGGAGACCCUCCUGGAGCGGGCCCUGCACAAGGCAACGGGAAAGACGAACACCAAGGACACCAACGUGGACGACGCGACACCCAGCAAGUCCGGGAGGGUCGCCCCGGGUACCAGCGGUAGCGCCGGUGCCGCCGCCGCGGGUGCUGGUGCGGGCACGGGCGCGAACGCCCUACUCCUGGACCCCCAACGACUGGUCGAGCCCUUGCAAGUUGAAGAAGGUGUCGUGGAUACCUAGCCCAGGGCACCUUCCGGCUGGUGACGGUUCACAGUGCCUCUUGGAGCUCGUACCACCGGAGUGCGCGUCUGAGAUCGCUUCAAGACAAGAACGCUGCGCAGAGCUGUAGAAACUAACCGUUCUACACGGCAGAAACGACCACUUGCUGGUCUUCCAGCGCCUCCGAGACUCACGGGACAGACCUGUGGAUGGUCUACGUGACCGUCUACGAGCCGAGGUCUACGUGAAACUGUGGGUGACGACUUGAGUGCCGUGGUUUCCUUAAAACGGUGGAACCUUUGUGAAAUCCGUUUCGAAAGAAACCAGGGUAGCUUGAGACGCCGGUGCACGCUGCCACGUUGAAGACGUCCAAAUAACGCGUGGUGGUUUUAAAAUUCGUCGUGAGGUGUUCCGUACACCCUAAGCAGUGGACAGAGGUUUGACGGCGUUCUCAUUGUGUCACGGCUCUAUGACUCUCGGAUACCGGAUACAUCCGCGAAAUCCUCCACGAAGGCACGUGUGCAUGGUGACGAUGCAGCUUCGUCUGUGUCGUCGUGUCAUUGGCAAAAUAUUCUUCUACUAUACCGGGCCCGUGCCUUCCACGCCAGCGGAAAGAGUUCGACUGGAAUGCUUAGGAAGCCUGCCUUCAUUUGGAUACCCACGUAGCCGUCUGUGUAUGUGCGUGUUAAACAUAGUGAAGUGCGGUGAGCGCCCUCCGAGUUUAGCGUUCCGAUGAAGACGUCAGUGCUGCCGUGACCGAUACUUCGUAAGGGCCACCUUCGACGUCCUCCUUCGCAUCGUUUCUUAUAGUGUGAACGUGACGACAUCUUAAGUCUACACUCCAAGUAUAGAAGUAUGUGGAAGAUUUUACCGUCUCCAUAACAUGUGGUCGUCGGAACAUGUGGAAUUAAGACUGUCGCGGCACAUCGGUGGAUGCCUGCGGUACCGACGUGCGUGGACGAACGGUAAAUGUAUCAAGCAUAACUGAGUAUUUACGCGCGUUCGAUACGUGGUCAGCGUGCCGACUCUGUAAUACGUUGCCGGUUUAUCGGCAAACAUUCGCCGAAGCUUAGAGAACACGACGCUAAAGUUACAUUGCGAGACAUGCUUUAGAUGUCACUCGUCGUGACACUGCGUCAAAAGAAAGUCUCGCGUUACUUAGCGAGACGGUCGAGUAGAAAACUAUGUGUGACUUGAAAAUAUACAUAGGGUGGCUACUUUUGACCGUUUGUUAACGAGAACGUGCAGUAUCAGACGGGUGGCAACGUUUUGUGUGUGUCCAUCGAAGAAUACAUUUCAGAUACUUGCGUAUUGUCGAUGCGCUUGCUAUAUGAGAAUCUAAUAACUCAUAACGAAGACACGAAGUUUUUUGCCCAGUCAGUUAUCGUAUGGCGUAGAAGCUGUUGGCUAUGCUAGCACCGACGACGGUGCAUUCCGUGGUGCGGAGUGAGAUCACGGUCAUCAGCAAAGUCUAGUUCGUUGCAGAAACCACGAAGCAAGCUGGUCCUCGCUGUUAACUUCGUCCUAUACCAGCCCUGGUAUACCAAGAGUGUCGUAUCUUAUCCGGUACGCGGAAAGGUGCACUCUUUACGUCAGCCGUAUUUGCUGUCUUAUAACGGCAGGUGAAGUCGUCGCGUCCAUCACUAACGUUCCCAUAGCCUGCGAAACAGAGUAAAUAGGGCGUUUUAGAAGUGCUGGUAAUACGGUAUUGAGUGCGGCACGGUAUUGCGGUUCCGUGUUAGCGUACCACGCUUCGAAAACGUUCUAGCGUCGCGAGCUUCUGGAUGCGUGCGGUAAUGUUAUGCGAUUAUGAGUAGCUACAACAGGUAUUGCAGACUAACACGUCCACGUGGAAUCUACAAAGGAACGGUACUGCCGUACUCACCGGAGGAUGAGCCAGCACCGCUAAAACACACUAAUGGGGUCUUUUGGCAGUUUCGGUUUACUGUACGCCGAGUACGCAAAUACCGUACCGUUGUGGUCGUUAUUGUAGCGUCAUCGUCAGCCUGACUAUGUCGACUGCAGGGCAAAAGCCUCUCCCAUGAUUUUCCAAUUAACCCGGUCCUGUGCUGACUGCGACCACGUUAUCCCCGCAAACUUCUUAAUCUCAUCUGUCCACCUAACUUUCUGUCUCCCCCUCACGCUCUUGCCUUCUCUUGUACUCUAGUCCGUCACUUUUAAUGACCAGCGGUAAUCUUGCCUUCUCGCCACAUGCCCUGCCGACGCCCAUUUCUUCUCCUUGCUUUCGACUAAGAUGUCCUUAACACCAGUUUGUUCCCUGACCCACUCUGCUCUCUUCUUGUCCCUUAAGGUUACACCCAUCAUUUUCCUUUCCAUGGCGCCCUGAGUGCCAGAACUGUAUUUUAAUGUGCCAGAGCUGCAUCAGCCACUACAAUCGUGUCAUCAUGUUACCGUAUGCAUCGACUAACUGGCGCAGCUCAAACGUUCUUGGAUCGUUGUACAUUUAACAUGGAACGGUAAUGCAGUAGCGGUAACGGUAACGGUACGGUAUUACCGUCAUCGCUGAGACACCCUAAUAUAUUUGUUCACGUGCAUUCACCGUAAUCGCGACACACCAUCUUAAGCCAGAACUGGGGCGCCUUUGGAAGACGUUUUUAAAGAUAUGUACGUGCCUAGGGUUUCUAGCUGUAAUGUCUCUGUGCUGGUUGGAGACGUUCACUGUGAACCAAUAUGGCGGAAAAUUGAGACAGAGAAAGAGCACGUGCUGUGAAGAACGUACCUGCCAUUUCAGGUAGUGCCUCAACUGCGUCCGCGAUUCGAAAAAAAAAGGAACUGUCACAGUGACUGCAUGCCUACGACCAAGACUUUUUUUGACUUGUCGUGAGUCGCAUCACUUGUAUGCUAAUACUACAGUACCAUGGGAUCAAAACUAGUAUAACCACGCACUGCUGGCUAGCCGUACGAAUGUACCGCAUAUCACAGGCGGUGGAGGGCUUAUCUGCGCGCUCUUAUACGCUGUGUCUUUCUUAUCGCACACGUGACGCUUCUGCUAUAAUCACUCAUUUUUUAUCUGCUAACUGUACUUCGUAGCUUCUCUUUUUUCGUAACCAAUGUCAAUGCUGUACGUACGUACCUGUCUUGGAGGAUGUUGCAGUGGUUUCUUUUGUCCAUCAUGAGCUUAAAACAGACAGCAUAGCAAGGUGCCGUAUAGACCCAAAGCAAUGGUCGCAAUUGAGUGCAGUUGCUUCAUUAGCACUUUACGGAUGAAAGCCUGUGAUCAAUAACGGUGUUAUCUAACCUGGAAGCUAGCUCUCGUGUAAAAAAUUACACCAUCUCCCGCUAAAGGGGACCAUGAGGUGAUGCGAAGCAGCUUUUCGGCAUGUCGAGCCCGCGUUUCAGAGGGGGAGUGGAGAGGAGGUGUGUGGAGAGGGGUUGUGUGGAGAGGGUUUGGGCAUGCGCAGUAAGGGUGGUCACGCCGCACACCGGAUUGAACUCCGCCAUUAUAUGCUUCGCAUCUAAAACGUCAAGGUGAAAGACCUGCGGUCAUUGCCUAACCUCUAUACGGCAUCUGACUGUCCAGCCCAGGCACGGUCAGGCGCAGCAAACACAAUGUCGUUCAAAUUUGACUAUGGCCAAACUCGUGGCUGUCAAUCGAUUCGUGCACAUUCAACACCGCGGAGCAUGUAGCCAACGCAUUAAAAUACAGCGCCACGCGAAGUUUACGACUCUUAAAGCAGGUCCGCGUUCGCAUCCAGCACCUCCCAAGAGGUUAGAUAGAAACACUAGUCGUGAAUGACACUUGUGAACAUACGAGGGUCACCUUCAGUGAUCAGUUGCGUUUGUGUCAAGGGUCAGAGGAGUGCUUCGGCACAAGUAACCAUGUUACUACAACAGCUGCUGUAGUUAUCCUUGAGUGAAGUAGGGACAGAGUACUCUGAAUCGUCUACCAUUUGUUCUGAACUCAGUAAUUAAGGGCAGUUGCUUACAGCUAUCCCGCACUAGAGCAAAGAGAGCUCUUAAACGAUUCCAUGCAACUGCUGAAGCUCACAGACUGUGGAAAGUUUCGACCACCACGUACACCUUGUUAGUGGAAUAUCCAUUCGAUAGAUACCUAAGCUUAUGGUAUGUAUCUAUGGUCGGUUACAACCUAUAAAAUCGGAUACAACUUUAGAAGUCCGCGGCAUUUCCUCCUCAAAUGCGGAUGCACACAAGUCCGCACUAAUGGGCACGCACUCGGGACUGACGUCAUGAGCUGGACGGCCGGUGACUCCGCCUUCGGACAACAUUGCCGCGUGCUUGAGUGGGGAUGCGAUCAGCUGCCGCGCUUCGGUCGUCUGGGCGGGGCCUUUCUGGGCUUCAUAAGUUGUAUCCGACUACAGUAUAGACGUUUCAACUAUCUUGACCUCUGUGGAAGCGAAUGGCAAAAUGAAUUGGCGGAACAAAUACACCAUGACGUCAGUUGUUUUGUGGCGGAGGUUCUUUUGAAAACAAACGCGUCAGAUUGACCGAGUGUCACACCGCGUGAAAAUGGGUGUUACCGCGUUCGCGACCAUCGAUAAUCAUUCGAAUAUUCGCAGAAAAAAAAAAUAUGCAGGUUGUUUGCUCCUGCGUUGCGGGUGACCUUGAUUAUGCUUGCUCUGUGGCUGCCGCUAAGCCUCGUGCCUGGGCUGCUUCCGUGACAAAGACAAGCGUGCGCGGGGCUCAGUGUACAGUGCGGUGUGUUUGCUUUGCGGAGGCGGACGAAUAUUCGUGAUAGCGUUGCAUGCGGCUGCCCGUGUUCCGUCCCCGUGUAUCGUAUCGACCCUUCGCUCCGUUCCGUCCUUGUCCUUCUUAUUCCUUUUAUACCACUUGUCUUCUUGCAUUUUUUUUUUCGUAUAUCGCUCUUUCUUUGUACCUAAAGGGCCCCUAAACAACCACCGAAUAUACAAAUAGCGAGCGCCUUCUUCUCUCCAGGCUUUCCCCGUUUUUUUGCGGCACGAUUCGUGACGCCAGCAGUCUGUUCGCGUGACGUCACGAGGCUACAAUCUCUCCAUUGGUUCGUAUACGAGACGUACCAGUUGUGAAUCGUCUCCUACAACCCGCAGUGGUGAUCUAGUGGUUAUGGAACUCGACUGCUGACCCGAAGGUCCCGGGAUCGAAUCCCAGCCCCGGCGGCCGCAUUUCGAUGGAGUCGAUACGCCAGAGGCCCGUGUACUUGGAUUUAGGUGCACGUUAAAGGACACCAGAUGGUCGAAAUUUCCACAGCCCUCCAACAUGGCGUCCCUCGUGAUCAUAUCGUGCUUUUGGGGCGUAAAAUCCCAAGAAUUAUUAUUUGUUACAAUAACUGUCUCCUACCGUGCUUUGCGAGGCAGUCGCACGUCCGUUCUGCAUUGCCUCGCAUGACUAUCGUGCGUGAUCAACUGAUUUCGCUUCGUUUUGAGCGUUUUGGACUGCGCAAGGGAGAUAGCGGCGUGUAGCCGAAAAGCGCGAAAUCCUGAUAGGCUCAACGCUUAAUGCUGACAUCGUCCACGUGUUUUAUGAAGAAAAAAGUAGCGAGGAGGAGACAGCGUCUUUAAGAAUGGUAGUGAAGGUCAAAAAGAAACCACUCUCUCGUCUUUGAACUCGGAGCGGUUUAGGGGCCCUUGAACAGCAACUUAAACAUAUCGUCCAGUAUUCUGCAGAUUCAGAUAGAAACAGAAGAAGAGAUUAAAAAGCCUGUCAAAUAACUUAAGAACUUUGCUUUGUAAUGUAACCUAACCUCCCUGUUACAAAGAACGCGUUCCAAAAGAUUUUGCCACACUUAAAAAGAAAAACAGAGUGGAGUAACCAUGAUUUCACAAGGGAAGGCCUGGGCGUCGCGUCGCUUUUGUAUAGGUCGUGAAUGUGGAGUUAUCGCUUUACAGUCUCCGUCGAAAGUUCCGAAGCCAAGUAACGACCGACGAGGUCUGUUCAAACCAUCUGAGCGAGGUCAUUUACAUAUCUCCCCCACCUGCACACGUCCACAGCAGGCGAUAACCAUCGGUUGCCCUAGGGUCUAAGAAACAGAGAUUCAUAUUAGCACACUGGAGGGAAAACUGCCGCUAGCAUCUACUUGAGCUGCAACGCAUGGCGCUUCUGCCAGCGUGGGAAUUAUGAGUAGUACAUGGAUUUGCCUAAGGUUCGUUCUUUCGGUUCCAUGUAUAGCCUGCAGCCGCUUUGGUCGCAAGAUGAAGUUCAGCAAAAGUUCAGCAGUCCCAUUUCACUACCUUGACCCUUCUAGGCUGACCAAUUCAACUCAGCUCCCGAGCUUCACAACUAGCCAUUCUUUUAUCGGAAACAAAAGUCGAAACGCCACAAUAUACAAAGCCACAAGCGCGUUCGAAGCCGCAAGUACGAAGACUACAAGCAAAUCCAUGUACUUCCCGUCAUUCCCGUGGCGGCUGAACGAUCGCAGCGCCACAAUUCCCUCUAGUGAGCAUUGUAGGAAACUGUAUGGUUUAAGGUUACCAGAGAAAGGGAAUGGUGAGGGGUUCGUUUCUUGAUUGUGCACAGCCAAACGAAGCCCAGUAAAGCGAAGCCAACAAAUAAUGAAGCUUCAAUAGGUGUUGACUUCAUCAUGUAGAGUCCAAAUUGGUCACAUCUUUCAUGUUUUUAGAUCGCCAAGCAUGUUUAGACGAACUGUGAAACGUGACCCGCUGACAGACCUCCUCGGCCGUGGAACUGGCUUUUGUUUUUUGACAAAGACUGCAAAGACGAUAGCGUUGUUGUUGUUUUUUUUUUUUCUUAAAGCAAACUGCACGUGGGCGUUCAUCGCAUUCAUCGCUGUUACAAACACUGACGGCUUUAUAGCGUGUUCUAUGUAUUUUAUAAAACAAGAACAAAAUACUCUCGGAGCUGCUUUUUCUAUCACUUUGUCGAAAGCCAAAUAAACGUGUUUCUCGUU